AUGUCCCGUCCCAAUUUCUCGGCCAUCGGCGUGGCCAUCACCCACACCAUGGCCUACUUCCGCGACAAGGUCGGCACCUUGGCCAGUGGUCAUGCCUCCGCCCUCGCAAAGCCAGUCAUCCUGUCGCUGCUCUCCCGCAUCCACAUCGGCACCCUGACCCUCAUCGAUGAGACCAGCGGCGAGUGCCACGUCUUUGGCCAACCCUAUCCGCCGACCGGCAACCCCCCCUGCGUCGUCACCCUCACGAUCCACUCGCCGCAGUUCUACCUCCGUGUACUGCUCCACUCAGACAUGGGCUUCGCGGCGGCCUACAUGCUCCACCAAGUCUCGUGCUCAGACUUGACGGCCUUCUUCCGGUUGUUCAUCCUCAACCGCGACGCCCUUAACAACGGAUUCGUCAUCAACAGCAGCACAGGCUCUGCUCAAAGCUUACCCACAACCGCCGCAGUAGGAAACAAAAACACCAUGGAAGGCGCCGCAGUCAACAUCGCCGCGCACUACGACUUAGGCAACGAUAUUUUCGCCGCCUUUCUCUCGCCCGACAUGACCUAUUCGUGUCCCAUUUGGGAAACCGUCCAAGGCCCCCCACCUGGACAGGACUCUGCUGGCGAUGGUGAGUCGCUGGAAUCGGCACAGCUGCGCAAACUGCAUCACAUCAUCUCGGCGGCGCGCAUCAAAUCCUCUGACCACGUUCUCGAGAUUGGCACCGGCUGGGGCUCGUUCGCUAUCGAGGCGGUCAAGACGACUGGUUGUCGGGUGACGACGCUUACGCUAUCCCGGCAGCAGAAGCGUUUUGCGGAGGAGAGGGUUGCCAGGGAAGGGUUGGCUGACAGGGUCAAAGUGUUGUUGAUGGACUACCGGGAUGAGGCGCUGCCAGUGCCCGAGGGCGGAUUUGACAAGGUUGUGUCGAUUGAGAUGUUGGAGGCGGUCGGGAGGGAGUUCCUGGGGACGUACUUUGCCCGGGUGGACAAGGUGCUGAAGAGGGAUGGAGGGAUUGCGGUGUUCCAGUGUAUCACGAUGCCAGAGGGGAGGCAUGCGGCGUAUGAGAAGAGGAAGGACUUCAUCAACUACUGCAUUUUUCCCGGCGGCUAUCUUCCGUCCAUUACCCAGCUGCUUAACCACAUUGCGGCCGAGUCCCAAGGCACGUUCAUUGUGGAGAAGGUCGAGAAUGUUGGGGCCCACUACGUCCGGACCCUGCGGCUGUGGAGGGAGAAGUUCCUCGCCAACUUUGAGGACAAGAUCUGUCCGGCUCUCUUGAAGAAGCAUACCAAUGUGCAAGAGGCAGACGUGAAGGUGUUUCGGAGGAAGUGGCAGUACUACUUUGCCUACUGCGAGGCCGGUUUCCUGACCAAGGUUCUUGGAGACGUCAUCAUCAGCGUUGGUAGAGAGGGCGCUAUGGACCUGAUGGAAGGCAUUCCGCUCUAA
Messenger RNA from Parathielavia appendiculata, 1425 nucleotides. Its product is annotated as cyclopropane-fatty-acyl-phospholipid synthase. The record is from RefSeq and is a predicted model, not a curated record. The transcript is spliced from 4 exons. The coding region runs from base 1 to 1425 and encodes 474 amino acids. NCBI's taxonomy places the organism in Eukaryota, Fungi, Ascomycota, Sordariomycetes, Sordariales, Chaetomiaceae.